Messenger RNA from Sinocyclocheilus grahami, 633 nucleotides. Its product is annotated as protein HID1-like. The transcript is spliced from 6 exons. Bases 1 to 633 code for a protein of 210 amino acids. Lineage: Eukaryota; Metazoa; Chordata; Actinopteri; Cypriniformes; Cyprinidae. The record is from RefSeq and is a predicted model, not a curated record. Gene Ontology annotation, cellular component: membrane; Golgi medial cisterna; Golgi trans cisterna.
AUGAAUCCUACUAUGGAUGUGUUUGCCCUGCUGCCCGCCGCUGAGAUCCGAGCCGUCCGGGAGGAAUCGCCCUCCAAUCUGGCAACACUGUGUUACAAGGCAGUGGAGAAGUUGGUUCAGGGAGCCGAGUCCGGCUGCCCCACUGAGAAGGAGAAACAGAUUGUGCUGAACUGCGCUCGUAUGCUGUCUCGAAUCCUGCCCUACAUCUUUGAGGACCAGGACUGGAGGGGGUUCUUCUGGUCCACCAUCCCUGGUGCUGGCAGAGCAGAGAUGGAUGAUAUGGAGGAUGAAGAUGAAGGCGCCCGUCCGCUGGCAGAGUCUCUCUUAUUGGCUUUGGCUGACUUGCUCUUCUGUCCAGACUUCACUGUUCAGAGCCACAAGAAAGGAAGACCUGACUCGGUUGAAGACAUGCGGUCACUGGACAGUUGUGAAUAUAUCUGGGAGGCUGGAGUGGGUUUCGCUCAGUCCCCCCCACUCAACUACAUCCAUGAUAUCAACAGGACUGAGCUGCUGAGGUUACUGCUCGCCUGUUUCUCAGAGGCCAUGUACCUGCCGCUGACAUCAGAUAACAGUAUUCUCAACCCCUGGGUCACCUUCUUCUGUUCCACUGAAAACAGGUCCGUCUCUUUAUGA